GUCGUUGUGUGAUGAACUUGAACAGCCGCCCUUCGAAUCGUCGCCAAUCGAAUCGCAUUUUCAGCACUCAGCGUUUGGGAAAUAGUGCGAAUCAAGAGCAGGAAGCGUUGUUGCUGUUGCUGCGAGCAGGGCAAAGACAAGCGGUACGGUACAAGUGCGGUGCGAGGUACAAGAUCCCGAGAUUCUGAGAUUUCGAGAUCCCGAGAUUCGAGGUGUGGGUGCAGACAGCCGUAGAGACGCUCGUAAAAUCAGGCAGGAUUUUAUGUGUUAGUUUCCGUUUAGUGCGCUUCUGGCCGUAAAUUUAUUCCAAACUCAAAAAAAAGUGAGGAAGGGAAAUAGGGGAAAAAACAAACGAGGAACGUGCGACGGAUUUCCGCGCCGAGACAGACAUACACACACACCAUCGCCAUUGCCAAAACAAAAAGAGCUCCAGCAACAGGAAACGGGCUAGGAAGUCGCCACCAGCCAUCAGCCCUGCCAAUUGUGCAGCAGGACGCGUGCUGCAGGAUUGGCUGCGCCUGAGAGCAGCAACACCAGCGGCAACAUCAGCAGGAGCAACACCAACACCAGCAACACCAGCGGCAACUUGUUUUGUCUAUCCAUAAGUUCCUUUGUGCAUCAUGCACGACUCCGGCAAACCGUCCCCCGCCACCAGCCCCACCAUCCCGCCCAAACAGCAGGCAGCGACGCUCCAGUCGCCGGCAGCGGCGGCGGCGGUCAGCGGACUGGAUCCGGCGGACGAUGAGGACGAGACCGACGUGAUCGGCGACCUGAUGGGUCACUACGGGAAGUGGCAGCUGCUGAUGACGGUGCUGCUGUCGCUCUUCCAGGUGCCCAAUACCUUCCACAUAUCCUCGUCCAUCUACCAGGCGGCCAACAAGGAUUUUUGGUGCCAGCGCCCUGCGCAAUUAAAGCACUUGCCAGUGGAUGUCUGGCGGAAUAUUAGUGGUUCCGUGGACAACUGCCAGAGAUGGGAGGGCAUCGAUUGGAGUCAAGUACCCAAUGAUACCACUCAGCCAUCAGAGUGGAAGCAACCUCUGGAGGUGGAAAGGAAAAUGGUGGCCUGCGAGAAAUGGGAGUACGAGACGAACGACAACGUGGGCAACACCUGGACAUCCCAAUGGGAUCUGGUGUGCGAGAAGGAGCACCUGAAGAACGUGGCCGAGAUGUUCUUCCUGCUCGGAGUGGCAACAGGUGGCAUUAUCUCCGGCUAUUUAUCGGACAAGUUCGGCCGCAAGACAAUGCUCUUCAUAUCGGCCGUGCUGCAGACCAUAUUCGGUCUUUGGCUCUAUAUCUGCAGCUCCUUUGAGCUAUAUCUCACACUUCGCGCUCUGCUCGGCUUGGUAUCGGUGUCGGUGACCUACUCCGGCCUGAUCCUGGCCAUCGAGUAUGUGGAUGGCAAGUGGAGGACCAUCGCCGGGAUGUACAACCUGUUUCCACUGCCAAUCUCCUACAUGAUCAUAUCGGGCCUGGCCUACUUGACCCAGGACUAUCAACGCCUGCAGCUCUGCAUUGGAAUUCCGGGGAUUUUUCUGUGUUUCCUCUGGUUUGUGGUGCCGGAAUCGCCGCGCUGGCUGCUGGUCAAGGGUCGCAUCGAUGAGGUGCGUCGUAUUAUAGAGGCGGCGGCCAAGUUCAAUGGUCGCCAGCUGCCCGCCGAUUAUCAACUCACUCCGCCGACGCAGGAGAGCAGUUCGCAGGAUGUGACCUACCUGUUCCGCUCCAGCUACCUGCGACGCAUCUCCAUCUGCUUCUUCUGCAUCUGGUUCACCAUGAAUCUGGUCUAUUACGGGAUUAUUCUCAAUAUGAGCUCCUUCGGCGGCAAUGUCUACUUGAAUUCGGCGCUAGCUGGCCUAGUCGAAAUACCCGCCAUCGCCGUGGCCAUGUACAUCAUCACCAAGGUGGGCAAGAAGUGGCUCUUCUGCGCCACUUUGAUCUGUGCCGGCGUCGCCUGCUGCUGUGCGGCGAUCACCGAGGGGCAAGCGGACCUGCUCUGGCUGAAGAUCACAUUCCUGAUGAUGGGCAAGUUCACCAUAAGUGCGGGCAAUACCAUAAUGCCGGUAUAUACGGCGGAACUUUAUCCCACGCCCAUUCGCAAUGUGGGCGUUGGGGCCUGCAAUGUGGCCGCUGGUGUGGCCCUGAUCCUCACUCCCUAUCUUUCGCUCCUCAACAAGAUUGAGGGCCACCUCCUGAUGACCCUGCUGACCGCCUGGAGCAUCUUUGGUGGCUUUGUGGUGCUCUUUCUGCCCGAGACCGCCGUGCGUUCAAAGGCAGCAAACCAGGGUGGCUCCAAUGCCAAUGCCAAUAAUGCCAAUGCCAAUACCAGUGUCGCCAAGCAGGUGUAAUGACCGCCAUUGCCAAUCCCCACGUGCUCAGCCCCCGAAGGAACAAAGUAUUUUGGCUGGUCCAAAGUAUGCCGAUUAGAAGUCAGAAGUCUCUAUGCCCCCACUUAACCACGCCCUCUCUAACCUGCCACGCCUCCCGACAUAUCCACCGCCUGAAGCCACCUACAAUUUAUGGUAACGAUUCGAUGAUUGUCCAAGAGUAAUGCCAAUUCGCUAGAGAAUGUCACAUGUCAGGCAGGACCUUGUUUGCGUAGCAUGUAGUGAGUAUGUAUCUUAACAAUUAACUAACAACAAUGGCUUGUAGCUUAUGUCAUAGUCUAAGUACUGAAAACACACACACACAACAUCCAGAAUGUCAUUAAACAAAACUCUAAGUAGAUUAAGUUCUUCGGUUCCCAUCGAAGUUAAUAAACUUGGCCAAAUCUUAGGGAGGGUUUGCAAAGGGAGUUUACUGAAAUUUUUUUUUAUCCAUUUACCCAAUAGAUCCCAUUUUAUUUGACCCUGUUUCACAAAUAUAGAUUUUAAUAAUGAGAAACAUUUUUAUGGCAGUACUCCAUCAAUAUUAUGCACCUUCCUAAGAAAAGUUUAUGAAAUGGAAAUUUUUGCAAUACCCAGUUAAUUACCCUGAAUACAGAGCGUUACUAAUUUAGCUAAUUUAAUUAAAUCGAAUCAAAGUAUACACAAGCAAAAAUCAAGAAAAAAACAAUUAUAAUGUUGUCAAUAUGUCUUGUCAAUAUCUCAACGUAUUCAUAAUCUCGUCGUCGUCGUCUUCUUGUUGUCUAUUAAUAAAUGUUUUCCAAAUACGAGAUCAAUAAGCAAAGUAUCUAAAUCUUCCAGGGAAAUGAGAAUGGCAGAUUCAAGCGACAAAUUGUAAUCUCUAGUAAUUGUAGUCAAUUAAUCCUUAGUCUACGCGUACCCAAAAACAAAACUUAUAUACAACAGAUCAGUCUCUAGGUAUCGGUCAAUUAUGGAUUUGUAUAUAUGUAUGUCUGUUUGUGUGUGCAGUAGGACACAGAACAUACAAGAAGUUUUAUGGUUUGGAGUCAUAUUAAACAAUAUAUGUAUGUAUAUGAAAUGAACAAAAUAAAUUUCCAAUAUAAUGCAUUUAACAAUGUAUACAAUUAUGUGUAUAUGGAUAUGUGUGCGUUUGUGUAUGUAUAUGUAGUGCAGAAAACAAAAACAAUCAAAUUAGAAAAUGCAAACCUGUUGAAUUACUUGUUGUACUUACCUACCAAGUUGUUAUUUGCUCAUUUGUAUUUGGUAUUAUUUUCGUACUUUUAUUUUGCUUAUUUUACCAUUAUUUUUUUGUUGCAUAUUGUACUUACCCGUUAAGAUGAAACCAGCUUUGUUAUGUAUUUGUCAUAAGUAAAAGAUUUUUUAAGCUUCAAAUAAACGGAAUACCCGAAUCUAAAACAGAAUGAAAUUAAUUGUUAAGUUAAGUGUUGAGAUGAAGCACUUGAAUAAAUUUAUGAAAAUUGUUGUAAAUCAAAAUUACCAAAGCAAACGCAAUUAUAGU
This is a messenger RNA of Drosophila subpulchrella, 3858 nucleotides long. Its product is annotated as organic cation transporter protein. Gene Ontology annotation, biological process: transmembrane transport. The transcript has 8 exons. Bases 621 to 2342 code for a protein of 573 amino acids. Gene Ontology annotation, cellular component: membrane. The record is from RefSeq and is a predicted model, not a curated record. NCBI's taxonomy places the organism in Eukaryota, Metazoa, Arthropoda, Insecta, Diptera, Drosophilidae. Gene Ontology annotation, molecular function: transmembrane transporter activity.